This is a messenger RNA of Copidosoma floridanum, 4470 nucleotides long. RefSeq names its product transcriptional activator cubitus interruptus (gene ci). Gene Ontology annotation, molecular function: DNA-binding transcription factor activity, RNA polymerase II-specific; RNA polymerase II cis-regulatory region sequence-specific DNA binding. Lineage: Eukaryota; Metazoa; Arthropoda; Insecta; Hymenoptera; Encyrtidae. Gene Ontology annotation, biological process: regulation of transcription by RNA polymerase II. Gene Ontology annotation, cellular component: nucleus. The record is from RefSeq and is a predicted model, not a curated record.
AUGCCGGAGAAGGAAGUGGCUUACCACCAGGAGGUGUUCUCCCUAUUGGCGCCGCCGCCCCCACCGCCCCACCACCCGGGACCGCAUCCGCACUUUCACGCGGCGGCCGGCUUUCACCCGCACCAGCCGGCCGCCUCGGCUUUCCACCCGCACCACCACGCGGCCGCCCUCGCCUGGGAGCACCACGCCGCCGCCGCGGCUCUGGCUGCCGGCUUCCACGCCGCCCACCCCCCGCACCAGAGCCUCGGCCCGCCACCGCCACCGCCGCCCCACCACCACCACCACCACCAGUUGCCAGCUGGUAGCACGAGCCUCGGUAGCCCGGGUGCAAACGGCGUGAGCAACGGGAGCAGUAGCGCGAGCAGCGGCAGUACGAGCGACCCGGAGGCGGUCCAGCAACAACAGCAAAGCGGUGCCGAGAGUAGCGCAGCUGCGGCAGCGGCGGCGGCGGGCACCCUCGCCUCGGCCGAGUUGCCCUUCUCGAUAGAUGGUUCUCGGUUGGGAAGUCCCCGGGCGUCGGCAAUCAGGGCGAGCCGCAAGCGGGCUCUGAGCAGCUCGCCCUACUCGGACCGGCUCGACAUCGACAGCAUGAUACGCUUCAGUCCCAACAGCCUGGCCUCCAUCGUCAACGGGUCCAGGAGCAGCAGCGCCAGCGGCAGCUACGGCCAUCUAUCUGCAGCGAUGAGCCCGGCCCUCGGUAUGCACCCGGGCAUGCCGCCGCAUCUGCAGCAGCUCCAGGCCCACCUGUUGCGCAGUGCCGCGGCGGCCGCUGCUGGCCUCCUGCCGCACGCCCCGCCAGCGCCUCAUCCCCUGCAGCAGCCCCAACAGCAAUCGGAGGCCCACCCCUUGGCCCACCCCCACGCGCACACUCACGGCCAUUCCCACGCGCACGUGCACGCGCACGGCCUAGUCUACCCGGUCUCGCCGCACGCCACCGCUGCCGCUGCGGCAGCCGCCCACCUGGACCAUCCAGCGGCCCUCCCGGCAUCCAAAUCAGAGCAGCUGCACCAACACCAACAACAGACAGCAGCAGCGAUCCAGACUGCACAGCAGCAACAACAGACGACGACGACGACCGAGGGCUCGUGUAGGAAGGCCGAGGAGUCGUCGAGGAGAUCGGUAACCGCGGAGGCGGACACCUCGACGCGCCGUGGCUCGAACAAGGUGAAGCGCGAGCCGGCGAGCACGACGGCCCUGGCGAGUAGCACGACACCGGCCAGCCACCAUCAUCCCCAGGGCCUCAGUCCGAGCGAGGACAUGCGCGACGAGCCCGGCGACUUUAUCGAGACCAAUUGCCACUGGAAAGAGUGCGGCCUCGAGUUUCCGACCCAGGACGAUCUCGUCAAGCACAUCAACAACGACCACAUCCACGCGAACAAGAAGAGCUUCGUUUGCGGUUGGGAGCAGUGCUCGCGCGAGGAAAAGCCGUUCAAGGCCCAGUACAUGCUCGUCGUGCACAUGCGCAGGCACACCGGUGAAAAGCCCCACAAGUGCACGUUCGAGGGCUGCUUCAAAGCUUACUCGAGAUUGGAGAACCUAAAGACGCACUUGCGAUCGCACACCGGCGAAAAACCGUACACGUGCGAGUACCCGGGCUGCAGCAAGGCCUUCAGCAACGCCAGCGAUCGGGCCAAACACCAGAACAGGACGCACUCGAACGAGAAACCGUACGUGUGCAAGGCGCCAGGCUGCACCAAGAGGUACACCGAUCCGUCCUCGUUGCGCAAGCACGUCAAGACGGUCCACGGCGCCGAGUUCUACGCGAACAAGAAGCACAAGGGCGGCAGCGGAGGGGGUGGCCACAACGGGCCCGGCACCGGCCACGACGGCAGCGACGAAGCCGGUCACGGCGGCCAUAGCAGUCCCAGCCGCAGCGAGGACAUGCACCCGAAGACGCCCAGCCUCUCGAGCCCGAGCAUCAAGUCGGAGAGCGAGGCCAACAGUCCACCGGGCAUGAUAAUGAACCAGCAGGGCAGUCCCCUGCACGCGACGGCCGGCUGCUCGGACGAGCCCACGGCCAUGAGCGUCACCGGCGACAUCGGUGUCGCACUCGCGGACGAGGCCUGGCCCGAAGAGCCCGACGACCUUGACAUCGCCGAUCUGCCGGUCGCCAUCCGUGCCAUGGUCGGUGGUAUGGACGCGCAGCAGCAACAGCCGCAGCUACAACAGAUGCCUGCCGGUUCCCGUGGCCGCUUGAAGAACCGGUUGUCCGGCAAGCAGCAGCUAGGCCCGAGCUUGUCCCCGCUGUCCGGGCGCCUCGGAAGGGCCGCGCCCUCGUCCCAGGCGGGCAACAUCGGCGAGAUUAAUCGGCGCAUCACCGAUCUCAAGAUGGAGAGCGGCGUGAGCUCGCAGCCCCGGCAGACCAGCCUCGCGGAUCUCCAGCUGCGGCUACAGCCGCUUAGCGAGCCGAGGCGCGACAGCAACAGCACCGUCAGCACUUACUACGGCAGCAUGAAGUCCACGGACUUUGGCAGUAGCCGGCGCAGCAGUCAGGCUAGUGCCGUCGGGGCCCCGAGGAUCGGGCCCCUUGGCCCGGGCAGCUUCUACGAUCCCAUAAGUCCCGGCGCGCUGCAAGUUCCCUACUCGAGCAAUCUCGUUGUCCAAACGCAAAACAUGUCCCUACAGGUGGGUAACGUCACCGAUGCAAUUGCGGGUUCAGCUCCGCGGGUGCCUAUCACUUUCCGUACCAAUGAUGAAUUUCGUGCUGUUACUUUGCAGGGAGCUCACGGCCUCACGGCUAACGAUUGGUCGGAUCUGGUGAGCCAGUGCCCGGAGCUCGCGGCGGCAGGCGACCGACGUAUGUCCGAGCCGGCGCGGGCGCUGCACGGCCAACGAGGCUCGCCGCCCAUGCCACCUCGGCCUAGGUCCGCUCAGCUGCCCGAGUUCCAUCCUAACCAGGAGGUAGUCCUCGACGAGGUCGGGGAGGGCGAAAUGGUCGAGAACAAGCUCGUCAUUCCCGACGAGAUGAUGCAGUACCUGAACCAGGUGCAGGCAGGAAUCACUGGCUAUCGCACGAGUCCCAUGCUGAGCAGCUGCCACUCGCCCAUCUGCACGAAUCCCCAGCACUGCAGCCAGAAGCCGGCCGCCAACGUCACCAACGCCCAGUGCGGCUACAAUAAUUCCGCCCCUCUGCAGCAGCAGCCACAACAGCACCAAGCCCAGUGUUACGGCCAGCAGGUGCAAGAUGCAAAUUACGGGCCUUUGCACAACCAGCCGUCCUUUGGACAGUGUCCGAAUGCCCGGCCGGCCCAGGCCACCGUCACCGGCUACUACAACCAGCCCCAGCAGCAGCAACCCCAACAGCAACAAUUCGCCCCGAGUGGACACUUUAGCGAGCAGCCCAUGACUUCACCGGCAGCGGGUGCCCUUGCCCCGGUAGCUCUCGCUCAGCCCAUGCAGGGCGUCCAGCAAAAUGGCGCUCAGAUGAGCAGAAACUGCGCCCAAGCGCAACCUCAACAGCUGGACCACGCCAAUUACUACAAUCCGAACUACGGCCCGUGCCAGGCCAACCAGCUCGCCGGCAACUGCGCGGCGCACCCAAUGCAACCCGUGCAGCAGACGUGCAGCGCCGGGCACGCCAUGCGCCCGGGCGGUGGCUCCUGCCAAGCCCUCGCACAGCCAACUCUCUGUCAACAGCAGCAAAUGGCACCUGCCGGAGGGCACCUCGGCACCGGGAACGUCAUGCAGCACAAUCAGUGCGGCGCGCAGAUGAACACCGUCAAACCAGGCGUGAUGAGCCCACUGUUGAGUCCCCUCGUGGCCGAUCAGUGCCCGCGCUCGGUGGCCUCCUACUGCUCCCAGCCUAGUCCCGCCAGCCAGAAGACCAUGGACAUGCAGGUGCAGAGCCCGUGCUCUCAGAUAUCCACCGGCUGCACCCACCCAACUCCCCACUGCAACCUCAACCUGCAAAACGUACAAAGCAUGCAGAACGCGAUCUCGAAGGAGACGACGACGACGACGACGACGACGACGACGGCGACGACGAGGCCGUGCUCCCAGUACUGUUGUCAGUUGCAGCAGCCACAGCAGACGCAACAACAACCUCUUCAUCAUCACCAGCACCAGCAUCAACAGCAGCGAUUCAACGGAUGUGGCAACGAUUGCCAGUGGACCUACGGGGCCGAGCAGUGUUGUAACGCGGUGGGAGCGGGGGCGGCUGCGUCGAUCGGGCCGACGAGUCCUUUAGAAAUCCAGUGCCGGGACAUAAGCCAGUCGCAAGGCUCGCCGGCCAAGCCGCCCCAGGGCAUGCGCCAGGACUCGUACCGUCGUACGCUCGAGUACGUGCAGCAGUGUAGAAAUUGGUCGGGCAGUGGUAUAGCCCAGGUGCCGGAGACUAGCGUCUCGAGUUCGACGCAUCCGCUGUCCCUGCCCCAACCGCUGCCGGCCAGCGCCAAUAUGAUCGUCAACGACAUGACCUCCUCCUUGAGCUCGUUGCUCGAGGAGAACAGGUACCUUCAGAUGAUCCAGUGA